Thlaspi arvense is the source of this 213-nucleotide messenger RNA. The record is from the annotation of a GenBank genome assembly. NCBI's taxonomy places the organism in Eukaryota, Viridiplantae, Streptophyta, Magnoliopsida, Brassicales, Brassicaceae.
AUGGCGAACGACCGACAUACAAGGCCCAAUCCUAGAGAUAUUAGGGAUCCCCUUUUACGCCCCCAUGUCCCUCAAGAGAGAGAGGGACGAACAAUAAUUCUAGAAAACCCUAAGAGUAAUACGAUCACCGCUCCCGAACCCAAUGACCGACAUCGACCUGUUACUAACCCCGGACCGAGCGUGAGAGUGAAAUUAGCAAAGGCUGGCAAAUAG